Messenger RNA from Homalodisca vitripennis (glassy-winged sharpshooter), 2037 nucleotides. RefSeq names its product galactosylgalactosylxylosylprotein 3-beta-glucuronosyltransferase P-like. Gene Ontology annotation, biological process: carbohydrate metabolic process; chondroitin sulfate proteoglycan biosynthetic process. The coding region runs from base 340 to 1398 and encodes 352 amino acids. Gene Ontology annotation, molecular function: galactosylgalactosylxylosylprotein 3-beta-glucuronosyltransferase activity. NCBI's taxonomy places the organism in Eukaryota, Metazoa, Arthropoda, Insecta, Hemiptera, Cicadellidae. The transcript has 10 exons. The record is from RefSeq and is a predicted model, not a curated record. Gene Ontology annotation, cellular component: Golgi membrane.
GCCGCCGCAUUGAUUUUCAUGCGCUUGCAGUGACAGUGCGGCCCGUUGCCUUCUCGCUAUCACAGGAAACUCGUACGCGACUUCGCUAGUAUCACCAACGUUUCCUGUGUCGUCUGUCCUCCGACUUCGACUCUUCUGGACAGUGGACAGGGAUUGCUGGUGUUACGUUAUGCCACAUUUCACCCGCCCUCGCCGCUACUAACCCACAGCAAAUGAAGACGAUUCGUCUAGAGGAUGAAAAGAGAAGAAGUUUGUUUGUCCAUUGACGGAAAUGUUUCACCCCACACUCAGUCCCGCUGCAGCCGACAGGUGCGAAGGUGAUCACAGUAAGAAUCCUUGAUGAAGCUGUCCAGAUCACGCAAGAUGUGGCUGGUGAUGGUAAUCUGUGCUGGUCUGGUAGUCGCCCAGUACCAGCUAGCCAGCUCCUGGCUGAUAACUACACAGCAACCUCAGCCUCUGUCUGAGACUAUGCAAACAGCCAUCGAUCAACUACAGAUAGACGACAGUGUCAUGGCUGCUGUUGGUGAAAGAGUUAUUCGUGAUAUUGCUCUUCAGAUAAGUCAGAAGUUAAGCAGUGAGAUCUGCACAAGUGUGGUGGAUUCUGAACUGCAGCCGGUGUCUGGAAAGCAAACGGAUGAGAACGGGGAGGACAUUCCAACCUUGUACAUAAUCACGCCCACUUACCGUCGUCCUGAACAGUUGGCAGAACUAACCCGUCUCGCUCAGACUCUCAUGCACAUUCCUAAAAUUCACUGGCUUGUCAUCGAGGAUUCGCGUGUCGCUACUCCACAGGUCACCCAGCUCUUGCUUCGAACUGGUCUUUCCUUUGAACACCUUAUCGCUCCAAUGCCUGAUAUAUAUAAAAACAAAACAGGUUCAAAACCUCGAGGAGUCUCAAAUCGCAAUAGAGGACUCAAGUGGUUGAGAGCUAAUGCUACUAAAGGAGUUUUCUACUUUGCAGAUGAUGACAAUACUUAUGACAUUGCUCUAUUUCAAGAGAUGAGAUUUACCGAACGAGUCUCCAUGUGGCCAGUGGGUCUCUGUACCAACUUUGGAAUGAGCACCCCCAUUGUUCGAAAUGGAUCCCUCACUGGUUUCUAUGAUGGAUGGAUAGCAGGCAGGAAAUUUCCUGUUGACAUGGCGGGUUUUGCAGUUAAUGUUAAAUUCCUUCUUCAGAGACCAAAAGCCACAAUGCCUUAUAAACCAGGGUUUGAAGAGGAUGGAUUUUUAAGGAGUCUCGCACCUUUUGAACCCAAAGAUAUUGAGUUAAGAGCAGAUAACUGCACCAAGAUUUUAGUUUGGCACACCCAAACGAAGAAAAAUAAACCUGCUGUGGUGUUAGACAUCAAAAAGUACCGAAACACAAAUUUAAUCCACCUGAGACACCUGAUUGUCUGACUGAAAAUCUAGUCAUAUUCCAGCCUUAAGGACAAUCCUAUCCACCUUAUCAAAGCUUUUUAUUUUUGUUGAAGUUCUACAAUUUGUACUUCAUCACUACAUGUUUAUUCUAAAAGACAAUUUGGAUUUUCAAAUGUGACACAGUUGCCAUCCAAGCUUUUGUAGAUAGUGCUUAUGGAAAUAUUAAUGUUUGUUUUAUUUAUAUGCAUUGAGUGACAUGAUCUGAUGUUAUAAUGGACAAAUAUAUGUGAUAAGUAGGUUAAUGGUUUUUCUUAAGAAAAGGACUGUCAGCGAAUAGUGAAUUUUGACUUAGCUAAAAAUAACAUUUGUGUAAACUUGUCAUGAUGAAUUUCAAACGCAUUAACUUUUUCCUUUUUUUUGUUUCUAUGUCCUAAUGCUAAAACAACAUUUUAAUAAUGUUAUAUGCGUGUCAAAAGCAAUUAGCACGUUCCAUUUCUUGUUUGUACUUCCUAAUGUUUAAAACAGAAUAUUUUUAGUUGUUGUAAUGAAUGUCAAAAGCAUUACAUGUUUCUUUUAUGUUUGUAGUUCCUAAUGUUAAAGCAGAGCUUAUAAGUUGUUAUAAUGAAUUUCAAUAGCAUUACUUGUUCCUUUUUUUGUUUGUAAUUCCUAAUGUUAAAA